Messenger RNA from Lathyrus sativus (Indian pea), 1161 nucleotides. Lineage: Eukaryota; Viridiplantae; Streptophyta; Magnoliopsida; Fabales; Fabaceae. The record is from the annotation of a GenBank genome assembly.
AUGAUUAACAUAUUAUUAUUGAUUAUGUGUUUGGUGACCAUUAUUACUGAUCAGAGAGGUCAUGGUAUGCAGAUAGUGUCAAAAGAAGAAGAUUUGGAGUUGGAGAGGCAACUAAGCAUCCUUAACAAGCCUCCUAUAAAGAGUAUUCAUACAAAGUCAGGAUACAUAAUUGAUUGUGUUGACAUUAACAAACAACCAGCUUUUGAUCAUCCAUUAUUAAAAAAUCACAAAUUACAGAGAAAACCAAUUUUUAUAUCAAACAUCAAUGAAACAAGAGUUCAGAAUUCACCAACCAAACCUACAUUCAUCUUGGAAAAAGUUCGAUGUCCUAAAGAAACUGUUCCUAUUCGGAGGACAACAAAAAAUGAUUUAAUUCAAGGAAAAGCGUUAUUCAAUGCUCAUAAUCUAACUCAAAAUAGUUCUCUUAAUCAUUUUGCUCGUGUGUUUCUUUCACCGGUGGGUUCUCCCUAUUAUGGAGUCAGUGGAACUAGUAGUGUUUGGAAUCCAAAUGUUUAUAAAGGCCAGUCAAGUUCAGGUUAUUUAUAUGUUCAAAGAGGAGAAGGAGAUGAAAUUAAUAAAAUAUCGGUUGGAUGGCACGUGUCUCCACUAUUAUAUAAUGACGGUCAAACACAUUUAUUUUUGUUUUGGGCGUCAGGUAAAAGUGGAUGCUUUGAUAUGCUAUGCAAGGGUUUUAUUCAGGUUGACAGAUCAUAUAACUUUGGUGCACAUGUAUCUAAAACAUCUACAUAUGGUGGAGAGAUUAUUGAAUUACCGCUUAAAAUUUCUCGGGAUAAUGUUGGUAAUUGGUGGUUAAAAGUGGUAGAUAAGGAUAUCGGAUAUUUUCCUGCAUCUUUAUUCCCUUCCUUGACCCACCAAGCGGAUACAGUGGGAUGGGGUGGAUAUACAGUAACUCCAAUGGGUACUACGAGUCCAACAAUGGGUUCCGGAUACAAACCAGAUAAUGACUUCACUCAUGCAUCUUAUUUUAGAUUUGUUAAAUAUUUGGAAAUAGUUGGAGAAGAAGUUGAUCCUCUACGAUUUAUGGUAAAGAGUUACAAUGAUGCUCCUAAUUGCUAUGGAGUUACGAACUAUGAAGAUAAAAGAAAGGGUGAGGGUUAUUCUCUUCAAUUUGGAGGACCAGGUGGUAAAUGUAAUACUUAA